Messenger RNA from Polistes dominula (European paper wasp), 457 nucleotides. RefSeq names its product Dynein heavy chain at 89D (gene Dhc98D). NCBI's taxonomy places the organism in Eukaryota, Metazoa, Arthropoda, Insecta, Hymenoptera, Vespidae. Gene Ontology annotation, molecular function: dynein intermediate chain binding; dynein light intermediate chain binding; ATP binding. Gene Ontology annotation, biological process: microtubule-based movement. The record is from RefSeq and is a predicted model, not a curated record. Gene Ontology annotation, cellular component: dynein complex.
CUUGUUCUAGAAAAUGGUAGACAAAGAGAGGAAAAAGCCAGUUAUUCAUAUAAUAUGCGGGGAAAUUGAUGGACAACAUUUUGAUCUUCAAAAUAUGAACUUUUUUUACUUUUUGAGAAUAAACGAAGAAGCAGUUCCACCUUUUGAAACGUACGAGGAAUGUCUCGAUCACAUGCCAACUAAUUUGAUCGUCGGAUCUAUCAAUGGACACUUUUUAGCAUCUUUGAAUACAUUGCUUGUCCAAGUAUUCAAACCUUUAGUUAAUAAACAGUUUCGAGGCCCUUAUUUUGGAAAAUAUUAUAAAAUUGAAGAGUCUAAUGAAGUAGUAGCUGCCUCGGAUAUAGUAAAAGCAUCGUCUACCCUAGCUGAGAUUGCUGAAUCUAAGGUUUAUACGAUACACAUGUUACACAUCAACGACACAAUGUACAAGGUGUGACUCAUGUCAUUUGAAUAAGUU